Molecule: messenger RNA, 876 nt
Organism: Entrophospora sp. SA101
Lineage: Eukaryota; Fungi; Glomeromycota; Glomeromycetes; Entrophosporales; Entrophosporaceae
Source: the annotation of a GenBank genome assembly
AUGUCUAAACUUGAAGUUAUCGAACCGUCUGACAGUGAAUUAAAAGAUAUCGCUCUUGCUUUACAAAAAAUUUGGGCUUUAGAUUAUAAUCGAUUGAAACCUGAAAUUGAUUAUGUUGUUAAUCUACCAAUAGUUGAACGCAAAGGUGACAACACACCAGAAAAACUUUUUCAAUUCGUCACAGAUCGUGCAAAAAAAAUCCCAACCUACAAUCUUUUCUAUCUUUUGCUUGACAAUUACAUUCCAGAAACUGGAAUACCAGAAAAAGUCGAUGUAUUAGAAUUAAAAGAAAACGAACAAUUCAUUAAAGCAUGUAUGCAAACUGCUCCUAUGAUUUAUGUUUACAAGUAUUUGAAAGCUUUAGGUGUAUUUCCAGGUGAUAGGUUAAGUUUUGAAAAAAAAAUUAAUCAUCUAUGGUUUGAUUUGUAUACUAGAGAAGGCGGUGCAAAAGAUUCUAGUGCAUUUGAACAUGUAUUCGUUGGUGAGAUUAGAAAUAAUGAAGCUAAAGGAUUUCAUAAUUGGAUCACCUUAUAUUUUUAUGAAAGAUCUGGUAAAAUUGAUUAUGAAGGUUUUGUUCCUUUAAAAAACUCUAAUAAACGUCUUCAUAAGCCAGAUCCAACUUCACACUUAAUCACGAUUCGGUUCAAUUAUCAAGGAAAACAUAAACCUUUUAGUUCAACUUUUGUUGGAACUUCACCUGAAUUUGAGAUGGCCGUCUACACGCUACUUUUUUUUCUUAAACGUGAGGACACACAUGUUACUUUGGAUGACACAGAUAUCAAUUUUAAAAUCUAUCCCUUUUAUCAAGUUGGUGGUGGUGGUGCUAGAUUAUUGGGCUCUGCUUUUCCAAUAAUUUUAAGAAACAAUAAUGAAUAA